Molecule: messenger RNA, 1452 nt
Organism: Brachypodium distachyon (stiff brome)
Lineage: Eukaryota; Viridiplantae; Streptophyta; Magnoliopsida; Poales; Poaceae
Product: protein FAR1-RELATED SEQUENCE 5
Exons: 2
Coding region: 1-1452 (483 amino acids)
Source: RefSeq, a predicted model, not a curated record
AUGGAUGGUUAUAAUGCCAGCAUGGAGGAGAUGGAAGAAUAUCACAUGAUGGUGAGUCAGAUGUUUGGAAGCGUUGAAGAAGGUUACGAGCACUACAACAGCUAUGCAAAACCUAAAAGGUUUAGUGUGAGAUUGGACGAUAAGGAGUACAUUAGUGGCACCAUGGAAUUGAAAAGAAGACGUUUCUGCUGCAGUAAGGAAGGGUACCGUUUGGAGAAGUACUUCGUAGCAAAAGAUAAAAAAAGGGAGCCACGGGUGCUCACCCGUUGUGGAUGUAAAGCUAUGCUUGAGAUCCAGCGAGAACCUGGAACGGGUCUUUGUUUUUUCAAGAAUUUUGUUGAUGUCCACAGCCAUCCACUUGACCCCAAGCAGUCUCCUUUUCUACGGUCACAUCGCCGUUUAAACAACGCUCAAAAAGCUGAUGCCGUAGAAUAUGGUCUUGGUGGCCUUCGUACGUGCCAAAUCAUGGAAGUUAUGGAGAAGCACCAUGGUAGGUAUGAUCAGGUUGGGUUUUUUUCCCGUGACCUCUAUAAUUUCUUCGCCAAGUACAAGAAGAAAAGACUCUUAGGAAGGGAUGCUGAAUUUGUCUUGAACCACAUGAGAGCCCAAGUUGAACGAGAUGCUGAAUUUUUCUUCAAAUACAGUACAGAUGAUGAAGGACAUCUUCGAAAUAUAUUCUGGGCAGAUUCACAAUCUCAGAUUGAUUAUGAAGCAUUCGGUGACCUAGUUGUGUUUGACAGCACAUAUCGGGUUAAUCGGUAUAAUCUCCCAUUUGUUCCAUUCAUUGGGGUGAACCAUCAUCGCAGUACAAUUGUUUUUGGUGUUGGUAUUGUUUCAGACGAGACUGUCUCAUCGCACGAGUGGCUACUACAGUCAUUUCUUGAGGCGAUGAGCCAUAAGAACCCGAGAUCUGUGAUCACUGAUGGAGACGCCGCCACGAGGAAAGCCAUUAAGAAGGUUAUGCCGAGGACAGACCAUCGACUAUGCAGUUGGCACAUUGAGCAGAACAUGAUACGCCACCUGCGUAAUCCAAUGCUUCGGGACUUCAGAAAACUCAUAUAUCGUAAGAUGGGAGUAUAUGAGUUUGAGAGAUCUUGGGCUCAGUUCAAGGAAAAGUAUGAGAUCACAGAGCAGGCUGCAUGGAUGUCUAGAAUGUACAAACUUAGAAAGAGGUGGUCUGCGGCUUAUACAAAUGGAAGAUAUUUUUUGGGCAUGCAGAGCAACCAGCGUAGCGAGAGUCUUAACUCUAGGCUCCAUAAUCACCUAGACCGGAAAAUGUCGUUGGUUGACUUGGUGGAGCACAGCGAGCACUGCAUGUCAUGUAUCCGCAGAAAUGAGGCCGAGUUGGAUGCAAAAGCUGCAAAUUCAGUCCCUUUCACUAGAAUAGAUGCUAAUCCAUUAGAGAAAAAUGCUGCCUGUAUUUACACACCAAAGAUGUUCAGGAAGGUGUAG